Messenger RNA from Vollenhovia emeryi, 1644 nucleotides. RefSeq lists its product as uncharacterized. Gene Ontology annotation, cellular component: plasma membrane. The record is from RefSeq and is a predicted model, not a curated record. Gene Ontology annotation, molecular function: odorant binding; olfactory receptor activity. Gene Ontology annotation, biological process: detection of chemical stimulus involved in sensory perception of smell; sensory perception of smell. The transcript has 9 exons. NCBI's taxonomy places the organism in Eukaryota, Metazoa, Arthropoda, Insecta, Hymenoptera, Formicidae. Bases 20 to 1201 code for a protein of 393 amino acids.
AUUUUUGCCAGAGUACAGAAUGGACUUUAUUGGAAGACGAUACUAUAAGAUCAAUAAAUUUGCGCUGAAUUUUCUUGGAUUGUGGCCAUCUCAGGCAAAAACAAAGCGCAUAAAAAUUCGAGUUAUAUUCAUCUAUACUAUGUGUUUAACCUUUUUAUUUUUUCAGUUAUGUACAUUGGUUACUUCCAAGUAUAAUCUGGCUCUGGUUCUUAAAGUUUUUUCUCAUUUCUUGCCUUCUUUCAUUUAUACUGUGAAGUACAAUGCUUAUUAUAUUAAUACUAAAAGUGUUAAAUUAUUCAUGAUUGAAAUACAAAAUGACUGGAAUGCUUUAAAUGACAAGAAGGAAAUCGAAAUAAUCGAAAAAUACGCUUAUUUCAUGCAUGUUUUUACGGGAAUUAUUAUGCUAUUUACUUGUACCUGUUUGAUCGGCUUUAUCUUUGUGGAAUUCUUGCCAAUUAUACUCGAUAUUGUUGUGCCAUUGAAUGUAUCUCGACCGCAUGACGCCCAUGUUACAACGGAAUAUUUUAUCGAUCGCGAAAAGUAUUCCGUUCUUAUAAUAUUACAUGAAGUUGUUACGGUUUCCGCAGGAGGCUUAACAAUGGCUGCUACCGGAACAAUGAUUAUGGCUUAUGCACAACAUGCUUGUAGUUUAAUGAAGAUUGUUUGCUAUCGUAUGGAACAUGUGUUAAACGAGAAUAUGCUGCAACAUUCUAAUCCUCGAAUAGAACGCAUAAUCUGCAACAGAAUAAUACACGCCGUAAAUUUGCACAAGAGAGCUCUAAAAUUCGUUGAUCUAAUUUUGUCAGCUUUUGCGAUAUCAUAUUCUGUUUUAAUUAUCAGCGGUGUUGCUUCCAUAAGCCUUAAUUUAUAUCGCCUUCUUCAACCGUAUAUGAGACAUGACAUUACAGAAUUGUUUUCAACUAUUAUACUCCUUCUGGCUCAUUUGGUUUAUAUGUUUAUGGCCAAUUAUGUUGGUCAAGUAGUAAUAAAUCAUAAUGACGAUAUUUUUACUACAACAUGUAAUGUAUUAUGGUACAUUGCUCCAUUGCCAUCGCAAAGGAUGCUACUGUUUUUAAUGCAUCGAAUGAUGAAAAGUUUGAAACUAGUUGUCUGCAGUUUGUUCGUGGCAUCGCUGGAAGGUUUUGCCACGCUUUCCACCACAGCGUUGUCUUACUUAACAGUACUCUAUUCUAUAAAAUAACAAUGUAAUUGUUGGGACACUUAUUCGCCAUGCUAAUGCACAUACAACGUUACAAGAGAAAUUCAAUAGUACUAUACAUUGAAAAUCACAGAGGUAUGAAAUUAUAAACAAUAUUAUAUCUUAUAUAAACUUGUACUUAAUAGUAUAGUGUUUACAACUUCAAACAUUGUCUCAUUAAACCUUUUAUCGGUGAUUUCGUACAACAUCACGAGUUUAAAAUUAUCCUAUAAGUCACUUUAAUUCUAAAGAUAAUAAACAUUUUACUAGCACUUGUGGUAAUCUUCUCUGCAGUUUCAUUUUGUAUCUCUAAGUUAUAUUAAGAAAUAUCAAUAGAUAUUAUAAAGCCGAAGUUACCAAAGUAUAUCUAUUAAAUCAAUUAGAUCAAGGAGUGUAAAAGAAUUUCACAUAUAAUAAUGAUAAGAUAAUAAAUAUAUUAUUUCUUA